Messenger RNA from Yarrowia lipolytica CLIB122, 660 nucleotides. RefSeq lists its product as uncharacterized. The record is from RefSeq and is a predicted model, not a curated record. Lineage: Eukaryota; Fungi; Ascomycota; Dipodascomycetes; Dipodascales.
AUGGUUUCUCUUCCGUUCCGACGAGCAUCCAAGGCCGAGGCCAACUCGUCCGCGCCCGCUCCCUACUACAAGUACGACCGAGGAGAAGAUGCCGAGCAGGAGCAGAACCAGGACCCCAAUGCUCCUCCCUCGCCCAACAACAGACGUCAGAGCAAAGCGCAGGAUGUCAGUGACCCCAUUCUGUCUGCGAUUCACGACGCCCAGCCGUUCGAGCAGUCGUACAACCAUCAAGGCGUCCACCAGAGUCUGUCGCCAGACAUGCAGCUCCGAGAUACUUUUGGAGCUCCCAUCAGUGACCCCGACCGGUCCAACCCUACCCGUCCUCGAAACGAGCGACCUCUUGACACAAUCCGAACGUUUGAGUACCUGACGACCGGAGACGAAAGAGUGCGAGAGGAGAUGGAGACGGGAUCUCUGGGCUUUGUGCCCCGACAGGGCUUCACCGUGCCCCAAUUUGACACAAACCCCUACGCCCCCCAGGAAGGCUCAAGCAAUGGCCCCGAGGGUGGAAACGUCAUUUCUUUUGCUGGCAACGGCGAGAGCGCAGAAUUCAACUACAUCCGAGACCCUCCUCCCGUGACCAAGGAGAAGAAGAAGCGAGGUCUGUUUGGCCGAAAGAAGAAGGAGAAGCCCAUUACCGUCGGACAGUUGGAGGAGUAG